UGAUGCUUUGCGUGCGCAGGAUCCGGCCCCCUCCUGGCCCGCGGAAAUCAGAGUUGAGGGGCAAUUUUCGACUUGAGAAAGGGCUUGGCAGAAGAAGAAGUUGUCAAUUUUUUGGCCUGGCUGGGGGUCCCUCGGAGCAGGGACCGAAAAUGGAAGAGGGAGACUCAUCUGGCUCCAUAUCAUGGCAAGGUCAGCUUGCCUUUCAUGCUGGGAGUAGAGGGGAAUUGUGGGAAAGUUCCAUGCAGAAGAACUCUCUGGGUGAAGAAACCAGCAGCUCAGAUGUCCAGCGCCGGCACUUCAGGCAGUUCCACUACCAGGAGGCCGAGGGGCCCCGAGAGGUUUGCAGCCGCCUCCAUGGUCUUUGCUGCCAGUGGCUGAAGCCGGAAAGGCACACCAAGAAGGAGAUCCUGGACCUGGUGCUCCUGGAGCAGCUCCUGGCCGUCCUGCCCCCGGAGAUGGAGCGCUGGGUCAGGGAAUGCGAGCCGGAGAGCAGCUCCCAGGCGGUGGCCCUGGCCGAGGGCUUCCUCCUGAGCCAGGCAGAGGCCAAGGAGCAGGAUCAACAGGUCCUGGGGCCUUCGGAAAAGGCCAGUGGCUUCCCAGAGGCAGAGAACGACCCAUUAGGUACCAGGCCGAAGCUGCUGCAGAAGGGGGUCAAACAGGAGGGGAAUUCUCAAGAAGCAUCUUUGAGUGAUGGAAUGUAUCCGGCAGUAUCUGUUAGAUCCUCUUUUCUUUGUGAUGGAGUGGAAAACAUUUCUACACCUCCAAGUCAGAGUCCCGUGACCUUUGAGGAGGUGGCCGUGGGUUUCUCCGAGGAGGAAUGGGCUCUGCUGGAUCCGGUCCAAAGAACCCUACACAGGGAAGUCAUGGAGGAGAAUUAUGGGAUGGUGGCCUCUCUGGCAGGCAAUGAAUGGGAGAAUGAAAAGGAGGUUGAACCAGAAGGGCUGCCCUGGGGAAAAGACCCAUUCAAAGAAGUGGAACACCAGAAAAGGAAAACUGAAGUGUCAGGGAGGAGGAAGAGGAAUAAAUCCGUAACGUCUCAUGGUGUUGAUGUCUAUGAAAUUCCAAUUGAAGAAAAAAUGGAGAAAGGAAAAAAGAAGAGAAAAUGUCUUGUGUGUGGGAAAAGUUUGAGUUGGAAGUCUAGCCUCAAGGCCCACUGGAAAAUUCACACUGGAGAGAAACCAUUUAAAUGUCUGGAAUGUGGAAAGAGCUUCCGACAAAGGGCAAAGCUAAUUACACACCAAAGAGUCCACACAGGGGAGAAGCCGUUUAAAUGCUUGCAGUGCGGAAAAAGCUUCAUCCAGAAUGAAUGCCUGACUUCCCAUUUAAAAACACACUCUGGGGAGAAGCCGUUCAAAUGCUUACAAUGUGGGAAAAGCUUCAGUUGGAGCCAUAACCUUACCUCUCAUCAAAGAAUCCACACAGGGGAAAAACCAUAUAGUUGCUCUGUGUGUGGAAAGAGUUUUUCUCAGAGGAGAGACCUUAACUCCCAUGAAAGAAUCCACACAGGGGAGAAACCCUAUACCUGCUCGGAAUGCGGAAAGAGCUUCCAUCAGAAUGCCCACUUGACUUCCCACCAAAGGAUCCACACAGGGGAGAAACCAUACAAAUGCCUGGAGUGUGGAAAGAGCUUCAGUCGGAGCUCAAGCCUCACUUCACAUCAAAGGACGCACACUGGGGAGAAGCCAUUCAAAUGUUUACAAUGUGGGAAAAGCUUCAGUUGGAGCCAUAACCUUACAUCCCAUCAAAGAAUCCACACAGGGGAGAAAUCGUUUCAGUGCUUAGAGUGUGGAAAGAGCUUUAAUAAGAAAACAAAUCUCAUUUCACAUCAAAGGGUACACUCAGGGGAGAAAAAAUAUAAAUGCCUGGAGUGUGGAAAAGGCUUCAGUCAGAGUGGACACCUUACUUCCCAUCGAACAAUUCACACAGGUGAGAAACCUUAUAAAUGUCAGGAAUGUGGAAAAGGUUUCAGUCAGAGUGGAAGCCUUACUUACCACCAGAGAAUUCAUACAGGGGAGAAAAAGUAUAAAUGCUUGGAAUGUGGAAAAACCUUCAGUCAGAGUGGACACCUUUGUGCCCAUCAAAGAAUUCACACAGGGGAGAAAAAAUAUAAAUGUCUGGAGUGUGGAAAAAGAUUCAGUCACAGUGGACACCUUUCUUCCCAUCAAAGAAUUCAUACAGGGGAAAAACCAUAUAAAUGCCUGGAGUGUGGAAAAACCUUCAGUCAGAGUGGACACCUUUCUCACCAUCAAAGAAUUCACACAGGGGAGAAAAAAUAUAAAUGUCUGGAGUGUGGCAAAAGUUUCAAUCACCGUGGAAACCUUAUUUCCCAUCAAAGAAUUCAUACAGGGGAGAAACCAUAUAAAUGCCUGGAGUGUGGGAAAAGUUUUGGGAGGAAGGAAAACCUCAAUUCUCAUGAAAGAGUUCACACAGGGGAGAAAAAAUAUAAAUGCUUGGAAUGUGGAAAAAGCUUUGGGAGGAAGGAUAAUCUAAGUUCCCAUCAAAGAAUUCACACAAAGGAGAAAAAAUACAAAUGUCUGGAGUGUGGGAAAAGCUUCAGUCACAGGGUAAAUCUUUCUUCCCACCAAAGAAUUCAUACAGGGGAGAAAAAUUAUAAAUGCCUGGAUUGUGGGAAAAGCUUCAGGCAGAGUGGCCACCUUACUCGCCAUCAAAGAAUUCACACAGGGGAGAAAAAAUAUAAAUGUCUGGAGUGUGGCAAAAGCUUCAGUGAGAGUGGAAGCCUUACUUCCCAUCAAGGAGUUCACACAGGGGAGAAAAAAUACAAAUGCUUGGAGUGUGGGAAAAGCUUUGGGUGGAAGAAAAGCCUAAAUUCUCAUCAAAGAAUUCACACAGGAGAGAAAUCAUAUAAAUGCCUGGAGUGUGGAAAGAGCUUUGGGUGGAAAGAAAGCCUAAAUUCUCAUCAAAAAAUUCACACAGGAGAGAAAUCAUAUAAAUGCCUGGAGUAUGGAAAAAGCUUCAGUCAAAGUGGAUGCCUUAUGUUGCGUUUUUCCCCUGUUACGGUACCUAUAUUAUACCAGAUCCCUGCCUUCUUGGUGUUCCCUUAGAUUUUUGCUUUCACCAAGGGCUCUCCCCUUAGUUCUCUGUUUGACUUAUAAUAUAGGAAGGCUUAGUUAUAGAUGGUAGAAUGACAGAACAGUCAGCGUGUGUUGGCAGCUUUGAAUUAAAAAGGCGAUUCUUUAUACUAGAUGAAACAGGUAUUUUACUUGAACAAAAGUAGAGUUUAUUUCUAAGUACAUAUGUGUUGUGCUUUGAAUGGAAUUAAUAAGCAAAUAGGGGUUUCAAAAUAGGUAAAACUCUUCAAAUGUUUCCUCACAGUCACAAAGAGCAAGA
Messenger RNA from Eublepharis macularius, 3348 nucleotides. Its product is annotated as zinc finger protein 420-like. Gene Ontology annotation, molecular function: RNA polymerase II cis-regulatory region sequence-specific DNA binding; DNA-binding transcription factor activity, RNA polymerase II-specific. The transcript is spliced from 7 exons. Bases 3 to 3062 code for a protein of 1019 amino acids. NCBI's taxonomy places the organism in Eukaryota, Metazoa, Chordata, Lepidosauria, Squamata, Eublepharidae. Gene Ontology annotation, biological process: regulation of transcription by RNA polymerase II. The record is from RefSeq and is a predicted model, not a curated record.